AUACAUAAUAUAUACAGCUUCUUCUCAACUCGUCACAUCACAAGCUAAAGGAAACUCAAGACGGGAUGAGGAGCUACUGAGCUAUCUGUUAAUAUAAGAUUAACUCUCGUUCCAUUCCACUAUUAACAGCUAUCGUACCAUCUCAAGUAAAAUCCCUACGUUCAGUGGCAAAUUAGAUGAUAUAGUGUUGACCUUCUAUUCCAAUCCUCAUGCACCACAACCAAGCACAAAAAGAAGGCGGCGGAAAAGAAGCUAUGGUGACGAGGGGGGGAACAUGGCUCACUCGUUGGCGUUCCUGUCUGUAUCUUUUGUUUCAGUUAGUGAGGGAUGACCGGAUGGUCGAAUCAUGUAUAAAGACUCUGGAAUAUUCCUGAUGGAGUUUCAUUGCAGCAUCUUCUACAGUACUGCAUCUGCAUCUACCAUUCACCUGCAGACUGCCGUUGAAAUCUCCGAGAGGGUCCAAUCAGUUAGAAUCGGUUGUUCUAUUUCUAAUAAUCACCAUGCUCCUCAAACUCGCACUUGUCUGUCUGGGCAAUCUCGUUACCUCAAUUUGUUGCAUCGAUAUAACAGUAAAUUCCAUUCUCGACGCCCAGAUCAAAGUUGCUUCUAGCCAGCUUGACAAAAUGAAUCUUCUGUUGAACAACAACCUGACUUGGUUCUUCGAUUUCACAACGCAGCCUCACUACACCUACACGCCAGGCGCUGUCGUCAACGCCGAUGCUGCUACAUUUCCUGCUUCAACUAACUACGGCAUGACGAUGGCGUUGAUAAAUUUGGGCCCAUGUGGAAUGUUACCUCCUCAUUACCAUCCGCGUGGGACGAAUUUUGUGGUGGCAGUCGAGGGUGUGACACAAACGUGGAUGGUUGAGGAGAAUGGGGCAAAGAUCGUUAAUCAAACGCUGAGGCCAUGGCAGAUGACAAUCUUCCCAAGGGGCAGUAUUCACAGUAUGCAAAAUAUAGGUACUGUACGCCCUCGUAGACUAAGAUUGUCAAUGCUAAAUGGAAUCAAGGUUGUACCAAAGCUACUCUUGUGUCGGCGCUGAAUUCGGAGGAUGCAGGCACACAGAAUAUUCUUAAUGGGUUUGCGCAACUCCCAAAGGAUAUAAUGACAGCUGCUUUUGGUAAUCCGACAGGAGGGUUCAGCCUGCCUCCCAUACCAGAAGUAGGCACUGGCAGUAUAAUUGGAUCUGCAGCGUGCCUGGCAGCUUGCAGAGGAAAAAUGUGAUAACCGGAUCUAGCGCUCCUCCAACUGUAAGUCAUUGACCCUCUAGCGGCUCAGUGAACUUGCUAGUGAUUCACAGUAGGUGUCUUAUCAGUGUUAUGUUGUAGUGGCGUUUGAUGAUUGGAUGUACAACACAACAUGGCGUCGUUGUCGUUUGGUGAUUGGGAAAGACAACAUAAUCUAGGGUUGUGGAUUAUUGUUUGGAGGAAACUAUGUAGUGACAUGAUAUAACAACCGUGCAAGUAUUUCAACAUCGUCCCUACUUGUCUUGGUGCAAUAUAUCCGUAGUAACCACGCAGAGUCUAACACUAGCUGUCAAGGUUGACCAAGCGAGGAAAUAAUGCUUGA
Sclerotinia trifoliorum is the source of this 1570-nucleotide messenger RNA. Lineage: Eukaryota; Fungi; Ascomycota; Leotiomycetes; Helotiales; Sclerotiniaceae. The record is from the annotation of a GenBank genome assembly.